Messenger RNA from Cornus florida, 365 nucleotides. RefSeq lists its product as uncharacterized. NCBI's taxonomy places the organism in Eukaryota, Viridiplantae, Streptophyta, Magnoliopsida, Cornales, Cornaceae. The transcript is spliced from 3 exons. The record is from RefSeq and is a predicted model, not a curated record. Bases 1 to 285 code for a protein of 94 amino acids.
AUGGCUCCUUCCACUUUCGGUCGAUGGUUCAGGCCCGAGGUUAUUCCUCUGUUUAUUCCCGUAGGGUUAGCGGUAGGGAUUUGCGCAAUGCAGUUGGUGCGCAACAUCUGCACCAACCCUGAAGUCAGGGUGACCAAGGAAAAUAGGGCUGCGGGAAUACUGGACAACUUUGAAGAAGGUGAAAAGUAUGCUCAGCAUAGCAUCCGGAAGUUUGUUCGCAACAAGAAUCCUCAGAUCAUGCCAGCCAUCAACAACUUUUUUAGCGACCCAAAGCUUCCUUCUUAGGAAGUGUUUCUAUUGAAUGCUAUUUUUUUGAAAUGCAACUUUUAGAUUUGGUUGAAUUCAGAGCCUCAGAUCAUAUCAGA